This is a messenger RNA of Fusarium coffeatum, 1935 nucleotides long. RefSeq lists its product as uncharacterized. Bases 1 to 1935 code for a protein of 644 amino acids. Gene Ontology annotation, molecular function: 7S RNA binding; ribosome binding; protein binding. NCBI's taxonomy places the organism in Eukaryota, Fungi, Ascomycota, Sordariomycetes, Hypocreales, Nectriaceae. The transcript is spliced from 2 exons. The record is from RefSeq and is a predicted model, not a curated record. Gene Ontology annotation, cellular component: signal recognition particle, endoplasmic reticulum targeting. Gene Ontology annotation, biological process: SRP-dependent cotranslational protein targeting to membrane.
AUGCCUCAAGAUCCUGCCGCCGCCCUGAGCGCCUUGUUGCGCCAGUCCUCCAUCGAAGAUCACGAGGAGGUCCUCAGGGCCGCCAACGCCGCAAUCAAGGCAAACAAAAACGAUCUCGAUAGCCAGCAUACUCGAAUCAUCGCACUACUAAAGCUUGAUCGCUUCGACGACGCUCUGCGCGCCAUCUUGGACGCUCCCCCUACUCUUUCGUCAAGCACUGCACUCGAACAUGCGUAUGCGCUUUAUAAAACGGGAAAGCUCGAUGAGGCCACUGCAGUCCUACGGUCUGUAGGUUUAGAAAAGAACAGGGCCUUGCAGCAUGCUGCCGCACAGGUUGCGUAUCGUGCCGAGCGCUUUGACGAGGCCUGCAACAUCUACAGCCGACUCCUUGAUACCGACCCCGCCGAUGAGGAGAACGACAUUAGCAUCAACCUUAGAGCCGCUUUUGCCCAGUCUAGCUGGCUAGGAUACUCGGUUACUGACAAGGUCGUGGUUCAGGACUCUGAUGGAUUUGAAUUGUGCUACAACGCUGCUUGCGCGCACAUUGCCAACGGAUCCCUCGAAACUGCUGCCGACUUGUUGCAGCGGGCUAGCAGACUGUGUGAUGCCUCCGAUGACCUUACCGAAGAGGACAAGCAAGCGGAGAUGCGACCUAUCCUGGCACAGCAGGCAUACGUCUUUGCCAAGCUGGGAAAACUUAAGGAGGCACUUGAUCUCUACAACUCAUUAAACAGCACAAAAGAGGAAGAUCCCGACCUGGCACUCAUUCUUGGUAACAACUUAGUAGCUUUGGAACCCAAGUCUGAGAACCCCUAUCUUGUUGAGCGAAGAUUUUCUACCCUGACAGAUAAGGAGAAGGACGCAAAGCUCUUCCAGCAUCAGUCUGAUAUCCUGCGACGGAACAGGCUUACCGUCGACCUGCAAGCUUUGAAAGGUGCUGGAGUCAAGCGCCGUACAGACGCUCUUCUUGCUCAGGCACAGCACCCGACGACCUCUACCGACAUCAGCAUUCUGUCUGUCCUCAACGCCGCCGCAAGCUCGCAAGGGACUACAGGGAACCAGCUUCUGAAAAGUCUUCAAGCACUGGCUCAGAAGAGACCACAUGACGUUGGCCUUGCCUUGACCAUCGUGCAAAUACAACUUAAUGGUGGACACAUCGGUUCAGCGUUGUCAAUCCUUGAGUCAUUCCUCCAGCGCCUUGAGAAGGCUGAAGCCCAGGGACCUCUGGACGCUCGUUUUAGUCCCGGUCUAGUCGCACUGACUGUGACUCUUCUACGGGUACAAGGACGAGAGUCAUCGGCAAAGGCAGAGCUUGUCAAGGCAGCGACAUACUGGCAAUCCCGACAGGCCAGCCCGGCCAGCUCCCUUCUAGAAGAGGCUGGCAUCGAGCUGAUGAAGUCAUCCAACGCCAAAGACUUGCACCUCGCGGGCAGGUCAUUUCAAAAGCUUUGCGACGAGCAAAAAGGCUCAGAUAUUGCCAAGGCUGGUCUCGUUGCAGCAUUUGCUACUUCCAACCCUUCUAGCAUCGAGCAACACCUACAGAACCUCCCUCCUGUCGAUUCGCUUGUCGAAGGUAUCGAUGUUGCGUCACUGCUCAGCGCAGGCGUAGCCGCCCCUGCCAGCAAGGUCGGAUCCUCGACUCUAAAGCGAUCAGCACCCUCGGGAACCGAUGACAAGACGCGUAAGAGACGUAGAAAGAUCCGUCUGCCCAAGAACUACGUCGAGGGUACCAGACCCGACCCCGAGCGCUGGUUGCCAUUGCGCGACCGAAGUUCGUACCGCCCCAAGGGCAAGAAGGGGAAGAAGAAGGCCGGAGAGUCUACGCAAGGUGGCAUGGUGAAGGAGGAAGAGACUCUGGACCUCGUAGGUGGAGGAGGUGUUAAGGUAGAGAAGGCACCCCCGCCAUCUAAGAAGAAGAAGAAGGGCAAGAAAUAG